UUUUAUCCAAUUUGUAAACACGUGAAAUUUCCAGUAAAAAUAGAAAUGGCAUCAGAACAACCACCAGAAAAAGAAAAAGUCAUCAAGAGUGUUCUUAAAACAUCAAGCGAGAAGCGCCUCAUCGUCAUCCUAGAGCAUGCUUCACUUGAAUCAGUAAAAAAUGGGAAGACAUUUGAGUUGCUGAAUUGUGACAAACACAAACACAUUGCGAAAAAGUUCAAGAAGGACAUAGCUUCAUGUCGACCAGACAUUACACAUCAGUGCCUGUUGAUGCUGAUGGACAGCCCCUUGAACCGUGCCGGUCUGCUCCAGGUAUACAUUCACACAGAGAAGAAUGUGCUUAUUGAGGUCAACCCCCAGACACGCAUUCCCAGAACAUUUGACAGGUUCUGUGGUCUCAUGGUCCAGCUUCUUCAUAAGCUCAGCAUUCACGCAGCAGAUGGCCCACAGAAGUUACUGAAAGUAGUGAAAAACCCAGUUACAGACCACCUGCCUAUUGGCUGUAAGAAGAUCGCAAUGUCUUUCCAGGCAGAAUCAUGUGUGGAUCCCCGCACUCUUGUGCCAGAGAAGGAACCAAUCGUGAUCGUCAUUGGGGCUAUGGCCCAUGGCAGUGUAAAGGUUGACUACACAGAAGACCAAUACUCCAUCAGCAACUACCCUCUGUCAGGCGCUCUCACCUGUGCCAAGUUGUGUACAGCAUUUGAAGAAAAGUGGGGAGUUUUAUGAUGAAGCAUUUUGUAUACAGUCAUUGUCCAAGCAGAAACUUACAUGUACAUCAAUAUGCUGAUGUUGUUGUCAUUGGAGGGAAUUUUUGUAACUUGUGUAGAGCAGGUGUGAAGCACAGUGUAAUUGCAGUUCAAGCAUAAAAAGAUACUUUUCGGCACAUGAAACAGACAAAGAUUAACAAACAUAGUUUGGUCAAAGGGAACAAUGUUUCUUUGAUAAACCUUUACCAUGCAAGGAAAAAUAUGUAUGGAUUAAUGCAAUAGAUAUUCUUUAGAUAUACAGUGUACAUAUAGAGGUCAAAGCAGGGGCUUGAACCUACAUGUUUAACACACCUGUAUGCAUUAUGUACAUUUAUUUUGCUUUCAAAUAAGAGUACAUUGCAAAUUGAGUAAAAUUUAAUAUAACUGCAUAUUUAAUUGAUUAUAUGAAGAAACAACACGUGUUUGCAAAAUGCCCCAUACUAAAACAGAAAAGGCCAAGGUAUCCAUAAAUAUACAAAGCAGAUAUUUAUUGGUCAUUAUUAAAUGUGUGAAUUUCGGCAGAAAAAUAAUGAUGUUCAUUUUUAAUUGUUGUUGAUUUUAGAUUGUUCAUAUUUGUUAUUGAAUGAUGAUUUAAUGCGUUGAUGAGUAAAAUGAAAACAUUUCUUAGAUCA
Messenger RNA from Mya arenaria, 1378 nucleotides. Its product is annotated as ribosomal RNA small subunit methyltransferase NEP1-like. Gene Ontology annotation, cellular component: small-subunit processome; nucleolus. Gene Ontology annotation, biological process: rRNA base methylation. Gene Ontology annotation, molecular function: rRNA binding; rRNA (pseudouridine) methyltransferase activity. The coding region runs from base 46 to 726 and encodes 226 amino acids. NCBI's taxonomy places the organism in Eukaryota, Metazoa, Mollusca, Bivalvia, Myida, Myidae. The transcript is spliced from 6 exons. The record is from RefSeq and is a predicted model, not a curated record.